UAAUUUUUCAUUACAUUAACUCUAACCGCCUUCGCUCCGGUCGUGUUCCGCUGUCUUCACGACGGAGAGCGCAAAAAAAAAACCCUAAUUUAAAGUUCGAGACUUUCCGAUUCCCAAUCAAUCAUGCCCUGCAAGAGAUGCAACGGCACCGACUUCCAACGCGACGGCGCCACAGGGAACUCGUUCUGCUGCGGAUGCGGAACGUUACAAGAGUACGACAACUACGAGGCCCAGCUCGGCGGCAUUAGCGGACCCCAAGGCACCUACAUCCGCGUGGGCACCACCGGCACAGGCUCCACCCUCGCUUACAAAGACAAGAAGAUCUUCGACGCCGGUAACUUAAUCGACGACAUCACAGAAAGGUUGCAGCUUGGCGAGAAAUCCGAAGAGGUUAAGCGCAUGAUCGGGAAGAUCACAGACGGAGAGUUCGGGAAGGGGGAGUGGUUCUCGGUUCUGAUCGGCGCGUGUUGCUACGCGCUUGUGAGGAAGGAAGGGAGUGGAGUUUUGACGAUGGAUGAGAUUGUGAAUGUCGUUGGGUGCGAUUUGCAUCAGCUUGGGAGUAUGUGUAAGCGUGUGGUUGAGUAUUUAGGGAUUGAGAUGGGAGAGUUUGAUCUUGUUGGGUUGUUUGUGAAGACGGCGAGUAGUUCCCCGAGGCUGAGUGGUGUUGAUGGGAAGAAGAAGGAGAGGGUUGUGAAGCAAGGGGGGUUUCUGAUGAACUGUUCUUUGAAGUGGUUUUUGUCUACUGGGAGGAGACCGAUGCCUUUGGUUGUUGCUGUUUUGGCGUUUGUUUGUCAGGUGAAUGGUGUGAAGUGUAGGAUUGAUGAUUUGGCUAGAGAUUGUGAGGUUUCGUUGUGUACUUGUAAGUUGCGGUAUAAGGAGAUGCUGGAGAGGCUUGUGAAGGUAGCGAAGGAGAUUGGUUUGCCUUGGGCGGGAGAUGUUAACGUGAAGAAUGUGGUGAAGCAUUCAGGGGCUUUGAUUGGUUUGAUGGAAGCCAAGUCCAUGAGGAAGAAGAGGGGAGAUGAGUUGGUUAUAAGUAGUGAUGGGGUUUGUUUGAAGGAGAUAGUAAAGGAUUGCUUAAGGCAAGAAGCUAUGUAUUGUUAUGAUGAUGAUGAUGAAGGUGAGAGGAGCUCGUUUCUUCAGAUGGUUUCGUGUGAAGAUUGGUGGAAAGGGAAGUCGAAGAUGAGUCAGAGGCUUAAGCUCAAGGAAGUGUUGGAGAGAGAUGUGGGGCUUGAUGAUUUGCCUGUUUCUUUUAUAAAGGGGUGUGAUGCGGUGGAGAGACGGAGAGAGAAGAUUAAGGCGGCUAAGUUGAGGAUUGGUGCGGUGCAAGAUCCUUGUGAUGAUGAUGAUAAAGUUAGUGGAAGAGAGCUGUCUUUGGAGAUUGGAGAUGGAAAGAAGAAAAGGAAGAGAGGGUAUGAGAUUGAUUGGGAGGAUUUGGUUAUACAGACUUUGGUUUUACACAAUGUGAAGGAUGAAGAGAUAGAGAAAGGGCAUUACAAUGCUUUGCUUGGUUUGCAUGUUUUCAACUAAGUUGAAAUGAAACUGUAAAAGCUCAAGCUGUUUAUUUUUUUUUCUUAUUAUAAUUAAAGAGAUAGGACAUUGUUCUGAA
Molecule: messenger RNA, 1606 nt
Organism: Brassica rapa (field mustard)
Lineage: Eukaryota; Viridiplantae; Streptophyta; Magnoliopsida; Brassicales; Brassicaceae
Product: plant-specific TFIIB-related protein PTF2
Source: RefSeq, a predicted model, not a curated record